Molecule: messenger RNA, 2409 nt
Organism: Solanum verrucosum
Lineage: Eukaryota; Viridiplantae; Streptophyta; Magnoliopsida; Solanales; Solanaceae
Product: beta-phellandrene synthase (neryl-diphosphate-cyclizing), chloroplastic-like
Exons: 14
Coding region: 52-2409 (785 amino acids)
Biological process (GO): diterpenoid biosynthetic process
Molecular function (GO): magnesium ion binding; terpene synthase activity
Source: RefSeq, a predicted model, not a curated record
UUCUUCAUUUUUGACACCUCCACUCCCAAAAACAACACACAAUAUUCAAGGAUGAUAGUUGGCUAUAGAAGCACAAUCAUAACCCUUUCUCAUCAUAAACUAGGAAAUGGGAAAACAAUUUCAUCCAAUGCAAUUUUCCAGAGAUCAUGUAGAGUAAGAUGCAGCCACAGUACCACUCCAUCAAUGGAUGGUUUUGAAGAUGCAAGGGAGAGAAUAAGGGAAACUUUUGGUAAAGUAGAGUUAUCUCCUUCUUCCUAUGACACAGCAUGGGUAGCUAUGGUCCCUUCAAAACAUUCACUAAAUGAGCCAUGUUUUCCACAAUGUUUGGAUUGGAUUAUUGAAAAUCAAAGAGAAGAUGGAUCUUGGGGACUAAACCCUAGCCAUCCAUUGCUUCUCAAGGACUCACUUUCUUCCACUCUUGCAUGCUUGCUUGCAUUAAGCAAAUGGAGAGUUGGAGAUGAGCAAAUCAAAAGAGGUCUUGGCUUCAUUGAAACGUAUGGUUGGGCAGUAGAUAGCAAGGAUCAAAUUUCACCUCUAGGAUUUGAAAUUAUAUUUUCUACUAUGAUCAAAUUUGCAGAGAAAUUAAACUUAAAUUUGCCUUUGGAUCAUGAUAUUAUUGUAAAUUUGGUGAAUUGCAAAAGAGAUUCAACAAUUAAAAGGAAUGAUGAAUAUAUGGGUGAAGGACUUGGUGAAUUAUGUGAUUGGAAGGAAAUAAUAAAGUUACAUCAAAGACAAAAUGGUUCAUUAUUUGAUUCACCAGCCACUACUGCAGCUGCCUUGAUUUAUCAUCAACAUGAUAAAAAAUGCUAUGAAUAUCUUAAUUCAAUCUUGCAACAACACAAAAAUUGGGUUCCCACUAUGUAUCCAACAAAGAUACAUUCAUUGCUUUGCUUGGUUGAUACACUUCAAAAUCUUGGAGUACGUCGGCAUUUUAAAUCAGAGAUAAAGAAAGUUCUAGAUGAAAUAUACAGGCUAUGGCAACAAAAGAAUGAAGAAAUUUUCUCAAAUGUCACCCAUUGUGCUAUGGCUUUUCGAUUUCUAAGGAUGAGCUACUAUGAUGUCUCCUCAGAUGAACUAGCAGAAUUUGUGGUUGAAGAACAUUUCUUUGCAACAAGUGGGAAAUAUUCAAGUCAUGUUGCAAUUCUUGAACUCCACAAAGCAUCACAGUUGGCUAUUGAUCAUGAGAAAGAUGACAUUUUGGAUAAAAUUAACAAUUGGACAAGAACUUUUUUGGAGCAAAAACUCUUGAACAAUGGCUUCAUCGAUAGGAUGUCAAAGAAAGAGGUGGAACUUGCUUUGAGGAAGUUUUAUACCACAUGUGAUCGAGCAGAAAAUAGGAGGUAUAUCAAGUCAUACGAAGAGAACAAUUUUAAAAUCUUAAAAGCAGCUUAUAGGUCACCCAACAUUAACAAUAAGGACUUGUUAAUAUUUUCAAUACACGACUUUGACUUAUGCCAAGCUCAACACCGAGAAGAACUUCAGCAACUCAAGAGGUGGUUUGAAGAUUGCAGAUUGGACCAACUUGGACUCUCAGAACAAUUUAUAUAUACUACUUACUUAAUGAGCAUUGCUGUUGUCUCCGACCCUGAAUUCUCUGAUGCACGUCUCAUGUAUGCAAAAUACGGCAUGCUCCUGACCAUGGUCGAUGAUCUUUUCGAUGGUUUUGCAUCUAAAGAUGAAUUGCUCAACAUCAUUGAAUUAGUAGAAAGGUGGGAUGACUAUGCAAGUGUAGGUUAUAAUUCUGAGAGGGUUAAAGUUUUUUUUUCUGUUUUUUAUAAAUCAAUAGAGGAGCUUGCAACAAUUGCUGAAAUUAAACAAGGCCGAUCUGUCAAAAAUCAUCUUAUUAAUUUGUGGCUUGAAGUGAUGAAGUGCAUGUUGAUUGAACGACUAGAGUGGUGGACAAGUAAGACAAUGCCAAGCAUAGAAGAGUAUUUGUAUGUUACUUCUAUAACAUUUGGUUCAAGAUUGGUUCCUCUUACAACACAAUACUAUCUUGGAAUAAACAUCUCCAAGGAUCUUUUAGAAAGUGAUGAAAUAUAUGAUUUAUGCAAUUGUGCCGGUAUAUUCAUGAGGCUCCUCAAUGAUUUACAGACCUAUAAGAGAGAACAAGGGGAGAGCUCAAUGAAUUUAGUCACAAUACUAAUGACACAAAGUCCAAGAAGAAAAAAUAUUUCUGAGGAAGAAGCUAUAAUGAAGAUAAAGGAAAUCUUGGAAAGUAAUAGAAGGCAGUUGUUGAAAAUGGUUUUAGUUCAAAAAAAGGGAAGCCAAUUGCCUCAAUUAUGCAAAGAAAUAAUUUGGUGGUCAAGCAAAAUGAUUUGUUUCACUUAUUCACAUGGUGAUGAAUAUAAAUUUCCAGAGGAAAUGAAGAAUUACAUUGAUGAAGUCAUUUACAAACCACUCAAUCAUUAA